Messenger RNA from Trichoderma asperellum CBS 433.97, 565 nucleotides. Lineage: Eukaryota; Fungi; Ascomycota; Sordariomycetes; Hypocreales; Hypocreaceae. The record is from RefSeq and is a predicted model, not a curated record.
GUUAGCAUCAAGACUGCAGUCAUCCGUCCCGCAGUGGCCCGACUUACGGAGAUAAACCGCCACAGCAACAUAAUGGACCUCCCUCUCCGUUCGAGUGGAUGCAGAAUGGAUCAUACUCAUUCUAUCUAGCUUUGCGUGCAACACAUCCGGGGGAGGCUACCGCAAGAAAGAGGACCGCGAAAAACAAUCGGAGAGGGGCGAUGUCGCUUUCUGGAGUCGCUCGGAGGGACCCCCUAUAUCGGGGAGUGUGCCGCUGGGGCGCUGAUGGCCGUCGAUGCUGCAACGUGCGUAUACGGUCCUGCCAUGAUGCGAUUUCAGAUGUCAACGUCGUUCAUUGUUGGUUAUGGCGGACAAAGGUCUCUCUUUUUUUUCUGGUGCUCUCCAGCCUUUCCGACAGAGCAAGAAAUCCGCUCAGCAAAAACUCGUCUCUACGAGUCAUUGCCCGUCCAAACAGGCUUUAUUAGCCUUCCGGACGGACCGGCUCGUCGGAGACCGUUUCUUCCACCGUCCGAAAGCUUCUGUUUUGACAGUUUUGAACUGUACGGUGGCUGGAAUUUUAAACUUC